CACACCGGCGGCGGCGGCGGGGCCAUGAAGGUGAAGAAGAGCGGCGGGGCCGGGGCGGCGGCGGCGAGGACCGAGGAGGAGCUGGGCCGAAAGGCGCUCAUCGGGCCCGACGACGUGCUGGGGCUGCAGCGGGUCACCAGCGAUUAUUUAUGCACUCCAGAGGAAAAUGUUUACAAGAUAGACUUCACCAGGUUUAAAAUCCGGGACAUGGAGUCUGGCACAGUCUUGUUUGAAAUCACCAAGCCAGCAGCUUCAGAGCGUGAGCACAAUGACAGGAAGGACGUGGACCCCAACGCCGGACGCUUCGUUCGCUAUCAGUUCACCCCGGCCUUUCUCAGGCUGCGGCAAGUGGGAGCCACGGUGGAAUUCACAGUAGGGGACAAACCCAUUAAUAAUUUCCGUAUGAUUGAGAGGCACUACUUCCGCGAUCAGCUGCUGAAAAGCUUUGAUUUUGAAUUUGGCUUCUGCAUCCCCAGCAGUAAAAAUACUUGUGAGCACAUCUAUGAAUUCCCCCAGCUCUCGGAGGAUCUCAUUCGAGAGAUGAUCCUUCAUCCCUACGAGACACAGUCGGACAGUUUCUACUUUGUAGACAACAAGCUGGUGAUGCACAACAAGGCAGAUUAUUCAUACAGUGGAGGACCUUGAGCGCAGGAUGGGCCGCGCUGGCCUCCCCUUUCCUAUGGAAGUCGUCAGGGAUACCAACACCUUCAGUUCUGUUGCCUGCAGUGUCAACUGGACGAGGAUCCACAAAACCAAGGACUCUUUGCCACAGUAGGAGUUUCAUGACUAAAUUUGCCGGUCUCAUCUCCUUUGAGCUUUGAAGCAGACCCAGUUCUUCAGAACUUUAAGCUAAAUGAUCUUUGGAUACCACUUCCCUAAGUUCUUUAAGUGUCUGCUUUGAAAAUGGCCUUGUUGGGACCUGGGGGAUUUUGCCCUAAUUCUGUGAAUUUGUGUUCUUGCCCUCAAGUAUCUUUUAGGACAUGAUUGCUUUCCCAAAGAAUGUAAUCAGAGAAACCACAUGAGUGGAUGGAUGCAGAGACAGAGGUUUGGUUGGUUGUUUCUCUUCGUCAGUGCUUCAAAGGCCAAUUUAACUUGUUCAUCCCGUCAAAAAUGUUGAACAUAGCAUGUCACAAAGUCAAGUUUCAUCUUUAGAUUGGCUCUUUCCAUAAGUAUUUCAUCCUUUAGUUUUGGUCCUUCUAUUUAAUGUUCUGUUUAAUCCUGGAAAUGCUGAAACUCGCAGUGAAGACCAGUAGUUUAAUGACAGAGCUGUUUUAAUUGGGUACUGUCCUUUCACAUUUCAGGUGAAGGUAAAUUACCAUUGUGGGUCUAUGAACCUCUCUAAGUACCUUCCAUUCAUUUCAGGUUUUGCAGAAUAAUCAGGAAAAAUGGAAGGAUUUUAGCUUUAUUUAACAUUUUCACAUAGCUAACAUUCAGCCUAUUCAUGCUACACAUUUCCGUGUCUAUUUUUUUUUAUCUCUGCUCAAUACCAAGAUAAGGGCUUCAGCACUGCUUGUUAGAGCAACACUUUCAUUUGUCUAUGGCAGCUGGAGUAUGUGGAAUUUCCAAUUUUCUAUUUGUAUCUGCAUUUAAAGAAUGUUAUGACAGUACUUUUCCUUUGUUAAAAAUGUUUCACAUCGAUAAUUAAUACUGGUGAAACAGUCUAAUAAUGUACAACUUAAAGGCCCAGGAAAAAAUUUAGCAAGAACUCUCUCUUCAGACUCUGGAAGAAGUUUAAGACCAAUUUUACCCAAGAAGUAGAAACACCAAGAAUAAACCAGUAUGGGGUGGCCUGUUGUCAUGAAACCCCUACUCUAAAGGUCAGUUCACUGAUACUUAAAAAAAAAAAAAAAGGCAGUUGAAGUUUGUAGAUAUUUCUAUAAAUACUUGAUGUCUCCAUGUCUAAUUCUGUGAGUUGAAGUGGAACAUUCUAUGUUAGCCUCGGAUAGGUGUGAUUGUAAUAAUUUUUAUAAAAUACCAUUUCCAGUUGUGCUGAGCAUCUUUUUAGUCGCAACCUACGUCAGACAGGACUACAAGUGGUUCCAAGUGUAGCCUAAGAACAGGGAGGUUUUUGUGCUCUUGCUGGGGUUGUGGUCACUGUUAAAUGUGUCACAGGUUGUAUUUGGCUUGGCUUUCUUGAAUUCUGAGAGAGGAUUCAGUUUUCUAAAGAAAACACAGUGAGUUUAGGUUACAGCACAGAGUUUUUAUUAAGCUUGGUAGCUACGAAAGUAUGUAAAGUUCACUGAUUUUACACAACUAGUAGUUAUAGUAAUUCUUAUCACGAUGAGACUUGUAUUUAUCACUAUUCUUUGUCUCUAGUGUAUUAAAUCAUACAGCUAGCCUAUGGCUGACUGAUCUGUUUGAGAGAUACAAAGAAUUUCCUCAUUAUUUGUAUAACGCUCUGAGCUACUGAUCAUUGAUUUUACAGCACAAUAAUUACUAAAGGUGAAAAUAGUUUCAAAAAUUUUGUCAUUCCUCCCCCCCUUUUCUUUUUGCAUCAAGGCUGUUAAACUAGCUAUAUAUGUAGUGACAUUUUGCAAGUUUAAGUAUUUCUGAAUUUCAUUUCAACUCUUGAAGGAGAAAAUAUGUUGAUUUAGAGACAGAAGAGAGUAUGUGUGUUUAUAAUUAGCACCCUGCACAGGGGGUUUUUGGUGGUAUUUUUCACCUGCUGUUCAUAAUAGUCACUUGUGUGCAUAAGAUUUUUAAAAGACUGUUAGGAAUGGUACUUGCCCAGAAUAACCAGCCAUAUAUUUAAUAUGGAAAUAUACAUCUCAGUAUGUCUUGGUGAGAUUUGUUGUGCUUUGUUGUGGACCCUUGGGUCGUUGUACAGAGUUUCCUCUCUGUACAGCACAUUGUUGUCACCUGCAAUAGUCAUGUUCUGCUCCUUUUAAGACUUUGGACUUCAAAACCAAAAUAAUUCCAUAAAAAUAUUACUGUAGUCAAUGGAAACUUGAGUGGUAGACAUGCCCCUUAUAAAAGAACCACGAGAAAAUCACCCUGUCCCCAAGAGGGCAGUGUGUUGUUGGAUGGACUUUCUGACACUGUAUUUUAGGGUAGGUUUGAGGUUAAACACAACAGUAUGAAUUAUCUGCUGCUGAUCUCCUGAAAUCUGAUAAUUCAGAUUCCAUGGGUAGUAAUUCCAGACUAACAGAAAAUUUGGUGUGAAUCAUAUAGGAGAUACUUUACUGAGUCAAUUUGUUGUCUAGUAUUAUUGGGAAUAUUUUAAACCAGAAACAAAGAUUGGACAUCUUCAGUAAAAUUAGUUUCAACCUAUUGUAGCUUUAGGUAAAGUUGGAGGAAUUUUACUUGUUUUAAAAGUCCCCAGAGUUUGCUACAAAUAACAAAUUCUGAUUCUUAAACCAUGACAAAGAACAAAACUUUCUGUGGGAAGUGUAAUGAAGGUGCUUUUUUCUGUGUUUCACUGGAGCAGUUAUCACUGUUAUCUCCCUGUUUUACUUGGAAACGCCUUGUUAGCAUUUCUUUAAGGUCAUCUGCAUCCACAGUCUUUACAAACUUGUGGGAAUCAGAUAAGCUGUAAAGUGAAACCCACAUUUUUUCCCCUUAAAUUGGCAGUUGAUUCUUACUAUAAACCGGUUGAAAAAUUAUAUCUUAGCAGCAUUGUUCACAGAAGAAUUUGUUAAUCUCCGGGUCUAGUUAAUUAUUUGGUGUUUUAAUAUUAAUUAUUUGGGGUUUACUUUGGAAUUUCAUUGCGAAAUCACCAAGUAAUGGCUCUGGAAAAAAAGAAUUCUUUUAUUUUCUUCCUUGGUCCCAUUUUAAACGUUGCUUUAAUUAGCACUGCAACUCUAUUUUAACAAGCCAGGCUGGCAAUUCAGGAUGUGACUUUCCGAAAGUGAAAGAAAACAUCUAAGAGCUAACCAAGAUUAUCUGCUAAUAAUGCCCGGCUGUUUCCUGUCAUAAGACAGGAUUAUGUGUGUGCUUUACAGAGUGACUUAAUCUUGGAAAAAGAAACUAAGUCUCUGUGUGUGCUAAUAGUGACAUAAUUUUUCUGAGAGACAGGGAAAUUAUAGCUCAACACGUUCUUUCAAGGAAACUAUAACUCGACACAUUUUUUUCACUUUGUCAGCCUUGGAUUCCUUGAAAUGUCAGGUUUUUUUAAGAAAAGCAGCAGUAAUACAUUGGUGGUGAGCUGCCAUGCUGCAUGCUCUAUUCAUUCACACUUCCAUGGCAGGAAGAGAACAAUUUAUUUUUAAAAUUAACACAUCAACUGUGGUUUAAAUUCUAGAAACUUUUUGUGGCAAAAGCCAAAAUUGUUUCUGUGAAUUAUCCUCUGUGUGGUGACAUUUAUGAAAUAACUGAAUGAUCCACUCUCCUUGACUCCGAAGAAUUUAUUUAUUUAUUUAAUUUAAUGUAGGAAGUCUCUGUAGGUUUGAAAACAAUGUGUUGGGGUUUAGUUCUUGCUCGCAAUCUCUCUCUAUGUCUUGUUUUUGAGCAGGUCAGUAAGAUGCUCUAUUUUCCACCUCUGUCCUCUGUUUGAGUUUCAUUCCAAAAUCCUGUGUUGAGUGUCACAGUGAUGGCUGGCUGUGUGUGAAACAUGCAGGCUACCAACUUCCAAAUACCUUCAGUUUGAGAAAAGGCUGUUAAAGUAUAUUGAGAAAUAGUGCUACAUAUCGACCCAUAAAAAAUAAAUUCCAAUCUUCAUAACAAAAAUUAUAGAGAACUCUUAGUCAUGCAAAGAUGGGGGGCUAUUUAAGGUAAGAAAAUGCUAAUGUCCAACAGCCAUACUUAAUAAGUAUUAUAAAAAUGCUGUAUUAAUUAUUCAUAACCUGCAAAAGAUGGUUAACAGCUCAAUUUUAAUUAGAUCUGGUUAGGAAGGAAACUAUAGAGAUGAUUGCUGUCGUUUAUAGGGGUGCGGGGGAGCAGCUAGAAAUGUGUAUGUAUGGCACAAAAGCUGGGCAGAUUUAUGUGCAUUGACUCUUUGGGGGGAAAAAAAUGAGGGGAGAGGGGGACAAGGACAGGAAAAGAAUUAAUUUCAGCUAUUUGGACCCAAGAGAUUCAAGGCCAUGGUAAGUGUAAACACGUUUUCUCUUGAGUCUGAGUCAGGUAGGAGCCUCAUUUCGUGGUUCUUCUCUAUACCCCCAGCAUAAGCACUAUCUAAACUUAUAGAAAUGUUUCAAUACUAAUAUUAAAUGUCAUUCACAGUUCGUAUCAUUUUCUAUACAUGGAAAUAUUUGAAGUAUUUGGAGAGUGUGAUGCUCUAGGUCUCAACGCUGCAGCUCAGUUGUUUUCUAUGUCACUGGUCAGUGUGACCCAGCGGGUGAAAUGGUGUUUGUGUGUCUAUAGCCUCCCUCCAAGCCCUGUGUUCAUGCCUGCUGUGACGUCUGCUUGUAUCUUAAUACACCCAGCAAACCUGUUUGAAUGUGACAUUGACUUUUUUUGGCAUAGCAGCAGAGUUGUCUGUAUUAAAAUGUAUUUAUAAAAAAAUA
This is a messenger RNA of Neopelma chrysocephalum (saffron-crested tyrant-manakin), 5441 nucleotides long. It is a transcript of the gene UNC119, whose product is annotated as unc-119 lipid binding chaperone. Gene Ontology annotation, cellular component: spindle midzone; intercellular bridge; centrosome. NCBI's taxonomy places the organism in Eukaryota, Metazoa, Chordata, Aves, Passeriformes, Pipridae. The record is from RefSeq and is a predicted model, not a curated record. Gene Ontology annotation, molecular function: lipid binding. The coding region runs from base 25 to 645 and encodes 206 amino acids. Gene Ontology annotation, biological process: visual perception; nervous system development; mitotic cytokinesis. The transcript has 5 exons.